Messenger RNA from Ruditapes philippinarum (Manila clam), 1677 nucleotides. RefSeq lists its product as uncharacterized. Gene Ontology annotation, biological process: positive regulation of DNA-templated transcription. Bases 1 to 1677 code for a protein of 558 amino acids. The record is from RefSeq and is a predicted model, not a curated record. Gene Ontology annotation, molecular function: zinc ion binding; ubiquitin-protein transferase activity. Gene Ontology annotation, cellular component: chromatin; nucleoplasm. The transcript has 2 exons. NCBI's taxonomy places the organism in Eukaryota, Metazoa, Mollusca, Bivalvia, Venerida, Veneridae.
AUGGAGGUAUCAGGUCGUAAGGAAUGCGACGAUAAACAUUCAACAUCUAACCAAGGGAGACAACUUACAGUUUUUUGCCAGCCUUGUGAGUGUGACGGUGACACAGUAGAAGCGGAGGCAUUCUGUGAAACUUGUAACGAGUUCAUCUGUUCUCCAUGUUUAAAGGCUCAUCGAAAAUUAGCUAUAAGUAAAAAUCACGUGAUCAAGUCGAAGGAUGAAAUGCCAAAAUCAAGGAAAAAGCAAGACGAUCCAUGUACGGAGUUGUGUUCAAUCCAUCAUACUGAAAUUAUAAAGUUUUAUUGUGAAGACCACAAUUCUGUAGGAUGCGGAGAUUGUAUGGUCCUUAGCCACAAAACGUGUUCUGUUAAACUCGUCAAUGAUGUCUCCGACAGCUACGAUACCAGCGAGGAACUCGUGCAAAUCAGGAAAAAGAUGGAAACCCUUCUGAGUAGAAUUUCAUCUUACCAAGGUGAUAUUGUAGAAGGCAUAAAGGCUACUGAUGAAAUGAGAGAAAAAAUUAGGAAAGAAGUUCAUAUUUUCCGUCAAGAGAUAAACGAAUAUUUGGAUAAUGCUGAGGCAGAUCUGCUGAAACGAAUAGAUCAGCUGACAUCGAAACAAGUGUCUCAGCUUGGGCACAUGCAAAACGAAUUUGAGUCUAUGAAAACUGAGAUGAGAAAAUGUCAAGAUGAAAUAACAAAACUUGCUCAUGAAAAGAUUGAAGCCUGCCAGAUUUCAACAGUGGAACUAGCAUCUAAAUGUGAGAUUGAAAUAUUUGAUUUUGUAAAGUCUCAAGAGUUAGAAAAAGUUGUAAAAGGUAACAUUGCCAUUGGUGUAAUUAAUGAACAAAAGCGGAAAUUACGUACACACAGCAAAAAGAGCCUCAAAGAUAUUCAAACGACGCUGUUAAAAAGUCUUAAUGUCAGGUCAGUAAAGGACCCAAAGCAAUGCUUCAUAUCAGGAAUGGCAUUGAUUUCAUUUGAUGAACUCUUGCUUGUUGAUUUUCAUAAUCAUUGUCUUAAACUUUUAAACGUAGACAAGAAUAAGAUAACCUUUAGAUUAGAAACAGAUGGUCCACCAUGGGACGUAACUGAUAUCAAUUCGAUAUUAUUCGCAGUAACUUUAGUAUCAACAGGUGAAAUACUAUUCAUAAAUACAUCAAAUGGAAUUUUUAAAAGUCACAGUAUAAAGGUCAGAGGGGACUGUAGAGGAAUCGACUACCGUGACGGAGUUUUUGUUGUAUCGUUUGUUAAUCCAGGAUGCGUUCAGCUACUUGACAUACAAGGGAACAUAAUGAAAAAGUUUGAUAUCGGGAAACAUUGUCCACAUCCUUAUUAUAUUUCCCUAUGUAACGACAACAACAAAAGCUACAUUGUGUCUGAUUACUAUGAAAAUGCUCUUGUUGAGUUUACUGUUGAUGGGAAAGUUAAGGAUAAAAUAACGAGCAAUGAUAUAAAAUCACCAAGACAACUUGUUAUGACACAUGAUGGGGCGGUUAUUGUUUGUUGUAAAGGUAUCAGUGAUAAACUAAUCAUGGUUACACCAAAUACAAGAAAGGUACUUCCUAUUGCUGUGAAAGGUGUCCAGUGUCCCUUUUGUUUUGCGGUUUCUGAUGAUCAGACGAGGAUGUUUAUAUAUGACGGGUCAAAAUGUGAUAUCAAAGUAUUUGAUAUCAAUUAA